CAUGUGUUGACACAUUCUGUCCAUUGGGAACAUAUUGUGAGGAGCGCAAUAUUGUCUCAUGCGCCAAACAACCAUGUCGACCGAUGCUUGUUUGUAUGCCUGAUAGCAUCAAAGGUUGUAAAAGUCACCCACCCUGUCCAGCAGGUCAGGUAUGUGCCGAAAAGUUGGUACCUUGCAUUGGUCGAUCAUGCCGUAAAAUUGCAAAAUGUGUCUCACCAGGAACAUGCGAUGCAAUGGAAUGUCCACCAUCACAUAAAUGUAUAAUGUCCCCUGGACCAAUAUGUAUCAAAACAAUUCUAUCUGCUGAAGACAUUGUCCGAAUGAAUCAACAAAUCCAUUGA
Messenger RNA from Loa loa (African eye worm), 341 nucleotides. RefSeq lists its product as hypothetical. The annotation marks the transcript as partial. The record is from RefSeq and is a predicted model, not a curated record. Lineage: Eukaryota; Metazoa; Nematoda; Chromadorea; Rhabditida; Onchocercidae. The transcript is spliced from 3 exons.